Messenger RNA from Strongyloides ratti, 252 nucleotides. RefSeq lists its product as hypothetical. The transcript has a single exon. Gene Ontology annotation, molecular function: nucleic acid binding. The record is from RefSeq and is a predicted model, not a curated record. Bases 1 to 252 code for a protein of 83 amino acids. Lineage: Eukaryota; Metazoa; Nematoda; Chromadorea; Rhabditida; Strongyloididae.
AUGCUCAACGAAUUGAAAUUUGAAACUUUGCCCCACCCACCUUAUUCUCCACAUCUCGCUUCUACAGAUUUCUUUUUCUUCAAAAAUUUGGACCAAUUUCUCAAGGAUAAAAUCUUCAAUGACGAAGAGUCAAUUAAAAUUGUCUUUGAAGCUUUUAUUGCUUCUAGAGAAGCCAAAUUUUAUUCAAAUGGAAUGAAAAAACUUAUUUCACGUUGGGAACAAUGUGUAAAAGCCAAUGGUGCAUAUUUUUAA